Phacochoerus africanus (Common warthog) is the source of this 2596-nucleotide messenger RNA. RefSeq names its product zinc finger protein 565 (gene ZNF565). The transcript is spliced from 6 exons. The record is from RefSeq and is a predicted model, not a curated record. Gene Ontology annotation, biological process: regulation of DNA-templated transcription. Lineage: Eukaryota; Metazoa; Chordata; Mammalia; Artiodactyla; Suidae. The coding region runs from base 571 to 2073 and encodes 500 amino acids.
UGUCUGGUUACCUUCUAUCAAAGCAACGCCGCUUUUCCGGCCUUGAACUACAUUUCCCUUAAUGCUUUGCGUGUCGACACUCAGUAUCUCCUUCUGCCUUUCCUAUACGAAUGUUGCGGCCACGUCCUUUGAUUUUGAGGCUCUCAGAUCAAGUAGUCCUACCUUGGGGGGAUAUCAGCUCAAGCCUGGUGGACGUUUGGAGCUGGAACCCUCCUCUUUGAAGCCUCCCGGAGCAGUGUCAUAUAGGCCGAGCUCUGACUUUCUGGUUUGAGGACGCCAUCAUGUCUCUGGCUGGUCUGGUCCUGGACUACGUUUCCCAGAGUCCACAGCGGCCCAGCGUUACGUGUCUCUUGACGUCGUGGCGAGAUCGUUUGCUCCGCCGGGACCCGGACGCGACCAAGGGGAGGCAGAAGGAAGUUGCUUCUGUAAAUUAGAUGUGAUUUCUUUUGAGGCAAAGAAGACAUCCUGGACCGUGAAAGGAAGUUGACAAGAAGCCUGUGCAUAGGACUUGGCACCUGUUCAAGGGAAAAGUCUAAGGAUAUCCAAGCAGGUCAGGUAGUUCUAAAAGCCAUGAACCAGGGAUUGGUGACCUUCAGGGAUGUGGCCAUAGAGUUCUCUCAGGAAGAAUGGAAGUGCCUGGAACCUGCCCAGAGGGACUUGUACAGGGAUGUGACUUUGGAGAACUUUGGUAACUUGGUCUCGCUAGGACUUUCUAUUUCUAAGCCCGAUGUCAUCUCCUUACUGGAGCAAGGGAAAGACCCCUGGAUGAUGGCAAACGAUAUGACAGGACCAUGGUGCCCAGACUGGGAGUCCAGGUGUGAGAAAUUUCUACAAAAAGAUAUCUUUGAAGUAGAGUCAUUCAGUUGGGACCUAAUGAAAAGCCUUAAAUGCCACGAUUUUGAAGGCUCCGGUUUUAGAGAUGACUGGGAAUACAAAGGCCAGUUUGCAAAACAGCAAGCAAAUCAUGAGUGCUAUUUCAAGGAAGUGAAAAUCACCUAUGGAAACAUGCCCACUUUUGAGCAUCAUCCAUCCCUCACCCUAUAUCCCAGCGAUGAGACUGUCGAGAAACUGAUAGACUGUAAUGAAUGUGGGAAAGCCUUUAGCCGCAGCUCACACCUUAUUCAACAUCAGAAAACUCAUACUGGUGAAAAGCCCUUUGAAUGUAAGGACUGUGGGAAGGCCUUCAGUCGGACCUCACACCUUGUUCAACAUCAAAGAAUUCAUACAGGUGAGAAACCUUAUGACUGUAAGGAAUGUGGGAAGGCCUUUGGUCGCACUUCAGAACUUAUUCUACAUCAGAGACUCCAUACUGGUGUCAAACCCUAUGAAUGCAAAGAAUGUGGAAAGACCUUUAGGCAGCAUUCACAACUUAUUCUGCAUCAUAGGACUCACACAGGUGAGAAACCCUAUGUAUGUAAAGACUGUGGCAAGGCUUUUAUACGUGGCUCACAACUUACUGUUCAUCGGAGAAUUCAUACAGGGGCUAGACCCUAUCAGUGUAAAGAAUGUGGGAAAGCCUUUAGACAACAUUCACAACUUACUGUACACCAGAGAAUUCAUACUGGGGAGAAACCCUAUGAAUGCAAGGAAUGUGGCAAGGGCUUUAUUCAUAGCUCAGAAGUUACUCGACAUCAAAGGAUUCAUUCUGGGGAGAAACCCUACGAGUGUAAGGAAUGCGGAAAGGCCUUCAGACAGCAUGCACAGCUAACGCGACAUCAGAGAGUUCAUACUGGUGACAGGCCCUAUGAGUGUAAGGACUGUGGGAAGGCCUUUAGUCGUAGUUCAUACCUUAUUCAACAUCAAAGAAUUCAUACAGGUGAUAAACCUUACGAAUGUAAGGAAUGUGGGAAGGCCUUUAUUCGUGUUUCCCAGCUGACUCAUCAUCAGCGAAUUCAUACUUGUGAGAAACCCUAUCAGUGUAGAGAAUGUGGAAUGGCCUUUAUUCGUAGUUCACAACUUACUGAACAUCAAAGGAUUCAUCCUGGUAUUAAACCUUAUGAAUGUAGAGAAUGUGGGCAGGCCUUUAUUCUUGGCUCACAGCUCAUUGAACACUAUAGAAUUCAUACUGGCUAGAGACUCUGGAUGUUAGGGAUGUAGGAAAGCCUUUUUCUGGAAUUCAUGCCUGACCCAAUAUUAGAUGCAUAGUGUGAUUAUUGUCAGAGAACCUUCAUUUGUCAUCUCCCUUAUGGAACAUCAGGUGACUCAUAUCAGAAGAAAAUUCAAUAAACGUGGGAAUUCUUUUUGCCUCACACUCACUGUUAGCUAAGCAUCAAAGAGCUUAUAGUGAAAACAAUUUAAUUUGAAUGUAGAAAAGCCUCCUGUUACUUAAAAUAUGUUAAACUUCUGAGAAUUCCUAAUAGAAAAUGACCCUAUUAAAAUAUUUUGUGACUGUGCCUUUUGCCAUAUACCUUAACAUUAUCUCACUUCCACCAACUGCUGACUGUAUGACAUUGGGCAAAUUAUGCAAUGUCUCUGUUCCUCAGUUUACUUGCUUUUAAGCGGUGAUAAUUAUAUACCUACCUAAUUGAGUUUUUGUGAGGACUGCCUGAUAUUUUUGUAAAGCCUAUGCUCAAUAAAUAUUGUCAUUAAUUAAUAA